Salvia splendens (bonfire salvia) is the source of this 1897-nucleotide messenger RNA. It is a transcript of the gene BAT1, whose product is annotated as bidirectional amino acid transporter 1. Gene Ontology annotation, cellular component: membrane. The transcript is spliced from 8 exons. Gene Ontology annotation, molecular function: L-lysine transmembrane transporter activity; L-glutamate transmembrane transporter activity; L-alanine transmembrane transporter activity. The record is from RefSeq and is a predicted model, not a curated record. NCBI's taxonomy places the organism in Eukaryota, Viridiplantae, Streptophyta, Magnoliopsida, Lamiales, Lamiaceae. The coding region runs from base 185 to 1723 and encodes 512 amino acids. Gene Ontology annotation, biological process: transmembrane transport; gamma-aminobutyric acid transport.
CUUACUCACGCAUAGCAUAGAGCAAGAUUCCAAAGAAAAAUAUAUGCAUAAAUGUACAUACACAAUCUUCAAUGAUCAAUCUCGCGCAUAAAAUCAAAUCGUGACCCUUAAAAAUUAGUAGCUUCAAUUAAAUAAGUCCACGGAAAAAUAUACACACUGACAGUGACAACUACUACAAUCGACGAUGGAAGCUCCCUACCACCGGCUGCCGGAUUCCGGCGACUCUCGCCUCAAUCAGCUCGGUUACAAACAGGAGCUCCGCCGCACCCUCUCCGCAAUCUCCAACUUCUCGGUGACAUUCUCGAUAAUCUCGGUGAUGACUGGCAUAACCACGCUGUACAGCCAAGGGCUCAGCUUCGGCGGGCCGGUGACGAUGGUCUACGGCUGGCCGAUUGUAGGCGUGAUGACGUUCACGGUGGGGCUGUCCAUGGCGGAGAUCACCUCGGCGUAUCCAACUUCCGGCGGCCUUUAUUAUUGGGCGGCGAAGCUGUGUACGGACGACUGGGCCCCCUUUGCUUCUUGGCUCACUGGCUGGUUUAACAUUGUUGGUCAGUGGGCUGUUACAACAAGUAUAGAUUUUUCCCUAGCACAGCUGAUACAGGUGAUGAUUCUCCUCGGCACAGGUGGGAAGAACGGAGGAGGAUACGAGGCCUCUAAAUACGUUGUUAUAGCUAUCCACGGAGGACUUCUCCUCUUGCACGCUGCCCUCAACAGUCUCCCCAUAUCGUGGCUAUCCUUCUUCGGACAGGUUGCUGCAGCUUGGAAUGUUUUAGGCGUCUUUGUUCUUAUGAUCCUCAUCCCGUUGGUGGCAACGGAGAAAGCUAGCGCGGAGUUUGUAUUCACCGACUUCAACACAGAAAAUGGAAAAGGAAUCAACAAUAAAGUGUACAUAUUUGUGCUAGGGCUGCUCAUGAGCCAGUAUACCUUAACCGGUUAUGAUGCAUCUGCUCAUAUGACAGAGGAGACGAAGGAUGCAGACAGGAACGGCCCAAAGGGGAUCAUAAGUGCAAUCGGGAUAUCCAUAAUUGUCGGAUGGGGCUACAUACUAGGCAUCACGUUUGCAGUGACAAACAUUCCGAACCUUCUGAGUCCAGACAACGACGCUGGUGGCUACGCCAUUGCUGAGAUAUUCUACCAGUCUUUCAAGAACAGAUACGGCACUGGUGUUGGUGGGAUCAUCUGCCUAGGAAUAGUCUCCGUUGCCAUAUUCUUCUGUGGCAUGAGCUCCAUCACGAGCAACUCCAGGAUGGCCUAUGCCUUCUCCAGAGACGGCGCCAUGCCAUUCUCCACGUUCUGGCACAAGGUCAAUGAGAACGAGGUUCCCCUAAACGCUGUCUGGUUGUCAGCGAUCAUAGCCUUCUGUAUGGCGCUAACGUCAUUGGGAAGCUUAGUAGCGUUUCAAGCGAUGGUAUCCAUAGCCACCAUCGGACUCUACAUUGCAUAUGCUCUGCCGAUCUUCUUCAGAGUGACUCUGGCUCGGAAGUCUUUCAGACCGGGGCCAUUCACCUUGGGGAGGUAUGGAGUGGUCGUUGGAUGGACUGCGGUCCUGUGGGUGGCAACGAUCUCUGUUCUCUUCUCGUUGCCAGUGGAGUAUCCGAUCACGAAAGAGACACUGAACUACACUCCAGUUGCAGUUGGAGGGCUGCUGAUUCUAACAAUUGGUUCUUGGAUGUUAAGCGCUAGGCACUGGUUUAAAGGUCCAGUUACAAACAUAGGUAGCUGAUGUAGUUUGUUGUAUUUUGUGUGUAAUGGUGGAUAUGUAAUGUAUAUUGGUGGAGACAAUCAUGCCUUUGCAUUCUGUAUCUUAAUAUUCUAGUCUAGCCAUUGUGUUUCCUGACAGUGGGAAUUCUUAAUUUGUGAUCUAUUGUGAUUAUAAGUAAGCCAAUCAUUUCUUGAA